Molecule: messenger RNA, 5550 nt
Organism: Sphenostylis stenocarpa
Lineage: Eukaryota; Viridiplantae; Streptophyta; Magnoliopsida; Fabales; Fabaceae
Source: the annotation of a GenBank genome assembly
AUGCGAUCAUCGCCGUCUUCAUUGGGUUCGUCAUCUCGAUCGGGUUUGCGGCUUCGUAAGAAGCACAAGAGGUUGGAUGCAAUAUGUGAGGACGAGUACACUCGAAACCAUGGUGAGCUGAAUGAGGAUAAUGAUGGUUUGGACGCUGAUGCAGGGGUUCGUCGGAGCUCCCGGGUUCGCCGGGCCCCGGUGCUGCUCGACGCAUCUCCCGCUCCGCCAAAGAAACGACGGAGGGUGGGGAAGGGUGGAAUUGGUCGUGGUGGGGAGAGUCCUAAGAGUUCAGGGCGGGAAAAUAGAGGUUCAGUUGGGGCUUGGAGUUCUAGGUUGAGAUCAAGGGCUGGCAAUGUUGGUUUCAGGGUAAAGGAGGAGAGGGAAUCGCCAGGCGGGAAGAGGAAGUUUUUUGAUGUUGUGGUGGGAAAGAGGGUUGAUGCGAAGGAGGAGUUGGAAGGUUUAAUGCCGAAAGUGGUUAAGUCGAAGAGACCGGGGAGGAUUAAAGCCACAAAGCACGAGGAAGGGCAUGAAGAGGAUGUGUCCCAUGGGAGUUUGGAGGAGAGUAAGAGUCAGGAAGUGCAGCUUGUGUCGAGCAGUGAUGAGCAGAGUGAUUCGGAUUCUGAAACUGAAUUGUCCGGAGAGGAUCAGAUGGAUGACUCGGAUGGAACUGCCCCUUCUAUGGUAGGAAAUGAGGAUGGGGAUCAGAUGGAUGAUUCAGAUGGGAAUAUUCCUCCCAUGUUAGAGAAUGAGAAGAGGAAUUUAUCCAACUAUUUGCAAAUGGAGGAGUGUGGUCAUGACAUUGAGUCUUCGUCUCAGGUGGAACAUUUAGAUAAAGUGGAUUAUCAGUUAGAGAGUGCGAAGGAAAGGACAAGUGUAGGUAAUGCAGCUGAACACGUAGAUAAUGAAGGAUCCCUUGGUAAGGAGGUUGACAAUGAUGAAAGUGUAUUGAAAGAUGCAUUGAAAGAUGCAAAUAUUGCUAAGGAGGUUGAUGUCGAAGAAAAUGUCUUGAAAGAUGAAAAUGCUUGGAGGAACGACGAGUUGAAGCAUGCUUCAAAUGACAAGCGUGGUCACCUGAGAAUUAAAGAGGGUAGGCGGUGUGGUUUGUGUGGUGGAGGGAGCGAUGGUAAGCCACCAAAAAGGUUAGCUCAGGAUAAUGGUGAAAGUGAGAAUGAAGCUUAUUGUGGGUCGUCAUCUUCAGAGGAGACUAAUUAUGAUAUUUGGGAUGGUUUUGAUGAUGAACCUGGUUGGCUUGGGCGCCUCUUGGGUCCUAUUAAUGAUCACCAUGGUAUUGCUAGAAUAUGGGUUCAUCUACACUGUGCUGUAUGGAGUCCAGAGGUUUAUUUUGCCAACUUUGGGUGCUUAAAAAAUGUGAGGGCUGCACUAUUCCGAGGAAGGGCAUUGAAGUGCACACGCUGUGGGAGACGAGGGGCAACCACUGGUUGUCGUGUUGAUCGUUGUCCAAGAACUUAUCACUUGCCUUGUGCCAGAGCCAGUGGUUGCAUCUUUGAUCAUCGUAAAUUUCUCAUAGCCUGCACAGAUCAUCGGCAUCUCUUCCAACCUCAUGGUAGUAAAUAUUUAGCCAGAAUAAAGAAGUUGAAGGCUAGGAAAAUGAUGUGGGAAAUAAGGAAACGAUCAAACGAAGCUUGCAAAAAAGAUAUUGGAGAUGAAGAAAGAUGGUUGGAAAAUUGUGGAGAGGAUGAAGAAUUUUUGAAACGUGAGAACAAAAGGCUUCAUCGUGAUUUAUUGAGAAUAGCUCCAGUGUACAUUGGGGGUUCAGACUCUGCCAAAGAAAAUUCAUUUCAGGGUUGGGAAUCUGUUGCUGGGCUCAAAGAUGUCAUCAGAUGUAUGAAAGAAGUUGUCAUUUUACCUCUGUUAUAUCCUGAGCUCUUUGAUAAUUUAGGGCUUACACCUCCAAGAGGUGUUCUUUUGCAUGGGCAUCCCGGAACGGGGAAAACCUUAGUUGUCCGGGCAUUGAUAGGAGCAUGUGCCCGAGGUGAUAAAAGGAUUGCAUAUUUUGCCCGGAAAGGUGCAGAUUGCUUGGGAAAGUAUGUUGGUGAUGCUGAGCGACAACUAAGACUGUUAUUUCAGGUUGCCGAGAAAUGUCAACCUUCUAUAAUAUUCUUCGAUGAAAUAGAUGGUCUGGCACCCGUCCGCACUAGGCAGCAAGAUCAAACUCAUAGUUCUGUUGUCUCAACAUUGCUUGCUCUCAUGGAUGGUUUGAAAUCUAGGGGUUCAGUUGUGGUCAUAGGUGCGACCAACCGUCCUGAAGCUGUUGACCCAGCGCUUAGGCGCCCAGGUAGAUUUGAUCGGGAAAUUUAUUUUCCAUUACCAUCAAUUGAAGACAGAGCUUCCAUUCUCUCACUUCACACCCAAAAGUGGCCAAAACCAAUUACUGGAUCCUUGCUUGAGUGGAUUGCAAGAAAAACACCAGGCUUUGCUGGUGCUGAUCUCCAGGCACUUUGUACUCAAGCGGCUAUUAAUGCAUUGAAGAGGAAUUUCCCUUUGCAAGAAGUCUUGUCUUCAGCUGCUGAAGAAAAACAUUCUGGUUCUAAGCACAUUCCUCUUCCAUCCUUUGCAGUGGAGGAGAGGGAUUGGUUAGAGGCUGUUUUUUCUUCCCCACUUCCUUGCUCCCAAAGAGAUGCUGGAAAUGCUGCUAAUGAUGUAGUAUGCUCCCCUCUUCCCAUCCAACUUAUUCCUUGUUUGUUGCAGCCAUUAUGCACUAUUCUUGUAUCUCUAUAUCUUGAUGAACGUCUAUGUUUACCACUUUCCAUAUCUAAAGCUGUAGCUGUGAUAAAGGAUGCUAUGAUUUCUGCUCUAGACAAAAGGAAAAAGCCUUUUGAUUGCUGGUGGUUGCACAUGGAUAAUUUUCUUCAAGAAUCCCGUACUGUUUAUGAGUUAAAGAGAAAGCUUACUUGUUCUGGCAUUUUAUCUGCGGAUGAUGGCAUUACUUGUUCUAAUAAUACUGUGGAUGAUGCUAAUGCUAACAACUUGAAGUUAGAAUCCUCCACAAGGAACCAUCUUGGCAUGCGUGGUGGUUUAUUUGCAUUGACCAACAAUUCAGGAUUUCGGAUAUUAAUUUCUGGAAAUCCACGAUCUGGCCAGAGACAUCUUGCUUCUUGUCUUCUUCACUGCUUUAUUGGAAAUAUUGAAAUGCAGAAGAUUGAUAUGGCAACUAUUUUACAAGAAGGGCAUGGAGAAGUGGUGCAGGGGAUUGCCCAAAUAUUAAUGAAAUGUGCUAGCAGGCAAUCUUGCUUAGUAUUUUUGCCAAGAAUUGAUUUAUGGGCUCUGGAGAAACAUUUUCAAAUUGCUGAAAGGUCUGAUUCGUGUUUUACGAUGGAAAAGUCUUGUUUCACACCAAACCAAGUUGUUGAGAAGGAAAGUGAGAUCAGUACGGAGAAAAACUCAACUGAGAUGACCAAUGGCCAAGCCAACACGAAGGCUUCAUUUGCUUGGAUGUCGUUUAUUGAGCAGGUGGAAUCCAUUAGUGUAUCCACAUCCUUGAUGAUUUUGGCUACUUCAGAAGUUCCCUAUACAGAACUUCCCCGCAAAGUAAGAGAAUUUUUCAAGAAUUAUCAAUCUAAAGACAGUUUGGAGCAGACAGUUCCUCGAUACACUGUGCAGAUUGAUGGGAAUUUUGACCGUGACAUGGUGAUCAAUCUAUCUGUACUAGAGCUAUUGAGAAAUGUAGUUGAGCAAAUGGUUCAAUUGAUUCAUCAGAGAUCUCAUGUUCACAUGGGUGGCCAAAAGGGCCCCACAACCUAUGAAUCGAUUGAAGAUUGUAAAGAUAAGGUAUGUCAAAGAAAAGAAUAUGGAUCAGCCACUGAUAAAAAGAGUCAAAUCCAACUUGAGUCCUUUACAAAAGUUCCACCAACACCAAACAGCAAGUCACUAAAGGGAAAGUCAACCCUGUUGUUGGCAAUAUCUACACUUGGCUAUCAAAUUCUCGUGUACCCACAUUUUGCUGAACUUUGUUGGGUCACUUCAAAACUCAAAGAAGGUCCUUGUGCUGAUGUAAGUGGACCUUGGAGGGGCUGGCCUUUCAAUUCCUGUAUAAUUCGUCCUAAUAAUUCACAAGACAAGGUGUCUGUUUCUUGUAGUUCUGGUAGCAUUAAAAGUAGAGAAGCAUCUGGUCUAGUCAGAGGCUUGAUUGCUGUUGGUUUAUCAGCUUACAGAGGUGUUUAUACAUCAGUUAGGGAAGUUUCCCUUGAUGUUAGGAGGGUUCUUGAGGUCUUAAUUGAGAAUAUCAAUACCAAAAUUCAAGCUGGGAAAGAUAGAUACCAAUAUUUUCGUAUUUUGUCACAAGUGGCUUAUUUAGAAGAUAUGGUCAACAACUGGGCUUACUCGUUGCUAAGUCUGGAGCAGGAUUCCCCUGAGCAUACAACAAAGGUUACACCAGCAAGUGGUGGGUCGUUAAACACUAAUCUCACAUGUGAAAAUCACCAAUCUGAAGGCGAGGACUGCCAUUUGGUUGUACCUAGAUAUGGUCAUGAUGUGGAGGCACUGGAGGAAAAUCAUAAUGAAAUUCCUUCUGAAACGACUGGAUACCACACCUCUAAUGAUAAAAAUGGUAAUUUGAAUGUUACUGAUUGUGAUAAUGGAAAUGCUAGCUCUGAAGGAUCUCUACAGAACCAUUCUUUAUCUGAUAAGCAUAUCAACAACUAUGCUGCGGCUGCUGCAAACCAGCCACUUCAUCCAUCUACAAGUCAGGAGAAUGGAACAUUAUUAGUAGCACAUGAAUCUCUAAUUGCUGGAAAUAACGAAGAGGUGCGUGGAGAACUAGGGAUUUCAGAUAAUUUGAGCAAAUCCAUGGGCAUUCCAUUUGUGGUCCUUUCUGAAAAUGGAGUUCACUCAGCUGUUGAACCAGAGACACAGAUUGUUGAGAUAUUGAACUGUCCCGCCCCUGAUCAGCCUCUUAGGUUGUCCUCGCCCUUGCAAGACAUUGGCGCUAAAUCAAGUGAUGUUAAAUCUGAUAAACAUGAGAAUGCCACAGAUAAUAAUGUGUCAUCAAGUAAUGUCAGUGCUCCUGCUGACUCGGGGGUUAUUUGCUUGUAUCAAUGUUGCCCUGCUUGUCUCCACAGUCUCCAUCUUUUGAUAAAAAAAAUACUUGUUGGAGAUUGGGGGUUGAACAGUAACCAGUGGACUGUAGAAGAUGCCCAAGAUGCUGUUGCAUCAUUAUCUGUGGAUCUUAUUUCAGCAGUUAGAAAAAGCUUUGUUGCUGAAGAUUUCAUUGAUUCAUCGAAUAAAACCUCAAGGCAUGAAAAUCAUGGAAUAUCUCUUGAUUGUUUGAACCCGAGAAUGUGUAAUGCUGAAAACCAAGACAAGGAUGCUGUGGCAGCUGAAUGUGUUUCUCAUUCUGCAUGCCAACAUGCAACUGCAGUGGAAGAUACGGUACUGAAUGAAGAAUCAGCUAUGGGUAAUUUUAAAUAUGUUAUUAGAGAUGGUGUACUAGUUCAUGUUGACCCUGACAAGGAUGUCUCAGUUCACUGUAAAUUUGAGAACCUGUGCCUUUGUUCUCUUAGAGAGUUGAUAUUAAUGACAAAGCGCCCUUUCUUUUAUUAG